Molecule: messenger RNA, 5851 nt
Organism: Orcinus orca (killer whale)
Lineage: Eukaryota; Metazoa; Chordata; Mammalia; Artiodactyla; Delphinidae
Gene: CEP164
Product: centrosomal protein 164
Exons: 26
Coding region: 2374-5742 (1122 amino acids)
Molecular function (GO): protein binding
Source: RefSeq, a predicted model, not a curated record
AUGCGGGCUCAGUAGUUGUGGCUCGCGGGCUCUAGAGCGCAGGCUCAGCAGUUGUGGCGUACGGGCUUAGUUGCUCCGCGGCAUCUGGGAUCUUCCCAGACCAGGGCUCGAACCCGUGUCCCCUGCAUUGGCAGGAGGAUUCUUAACCACUGCUCCACCAGGGAAGUCCCAGAAUGUUCUUUCAAACAAACAAACAAAGCCUGAAACUCAUCAUGUCGUCAUAAUAACUAAAAAACCCCAGUACAUUCUUCUACUUGAAAAAGAACAUUCCCUACUAUUUGUUCUCGGUCUAUUGUCUAAUUUAUUAAUUUUUAACAAUUAAGCUUUCUCUAAAUAUGUCCAAAGUAUUCACACAACCAAUAAAUCAUGAAGUCAACAACUCAGAUUUCCCCAGACAUUGAAAUAUUGAUUGCAAGGUCAGUUAAACUUUUCCCAAAAUAGAAAAUUCUUUUAAAGACUCUGAACUGAAAGAGAUCACUCACAUUUUUUAGAAUGACCACAAAACUGACCAGUGAAACAGCAGUGCCCGUCUCAUGGAUUUAAAUGUUUCCUUAUUAUCUUUUAUUUAUGUCCUUAUCAUCCCUUUCCACGGUCUUAUUGUUUCUGACUCUUACUCCUUGGUCUUCAGCUCACCUUGAGAGCUGGGGGAAGGUCCCAGGUGGGCUGAGGUUGAGAAUGCUGGCUGACACCUAGGUGUAGGUGGGCUCUCGCAGCUGACCCAGCUCUAGCCAUUGGGCAGGCCCCAUGCUAUACUUAGGCUCACUCUGUAGCCUCAGAAACGGUCCCCGUUUCUGGCUCUGCUCAGUCAGAUAUGUUUUGAUUGUGACUUUGAUGCUUUCUGCCACGUGACACGUUUUCUGAGUGUCAUCAACCUGAUCUGGCUCUACUCUGACACUUCCUUCUGAAUGGGGCCUGGUCUGUUUGCAUUAAAUCCAAAGCCUUCUGUUUCUGGUUCCCUGAAAUGAUAACUUUAUUUCUUCUCAUCUGCCAUUAAGACCUUAUGAUGCUGAUGGAAUCAGUGGCUCAGGUUUUGAGCCUGGAAGGAUGUCCAUGAGUAGGAAUGAGGUGUCAGGAGGACUCGCUGGCUUUUGGAGAAAGAGGGUAGUCUCCACAGACUGAGCAAACUGAGAGUAGGGAUUGUGCCCUGUUCAUGUGUGCGUGUCUGGAACCUGGCCUGCUCCCUGGAACUUAGGAAGUGCGUGGGUAUGUUUUGCUGAGCGAUUGAGUGGAUGAAUAGGUGAGUGAAUGAAUGAGCCACGCGGGGACCAGAGGGUAUCCUGGCAGGUCGUGUUGUGCUUUCUUCUUCUCUGGGCUUUCCCAGGUCCUGGGUAGAGUGGACACUGGAUCCCCACUUCAGCUGGUGGAUUGAAGAUCCCGAUGUGGAUCAAUCAUGAUGUGCUUUGACUUGGGCUAGUUAAUUUUUCCUCUAUAAUAGUUUACAAACGUCCACAAAAAAAGGGAUUUUCUUCUUUGACAUGUCCUGGAUUCUCAAAAGCUUCCCAUCUGAUCUUUAUAUGCUUCUCUGGGGGAGUAGAGCUUUUAAAUAUAUUUUUUAUAACCUCUUUAAUAUAAAUAGGCAACCCAGUGUGAUGGGGAGAAAUGUCUGGAGUGGGAGGUGUUAAAUACACUCCCCCCACCCCCCACCCCAUCUCUAGCAUCCCAGCAGAUUUAGUUCUUUUUGCCACAUGGAGUGUUGAAUUCCUGCGUUCUAACCUCAGGCAGGAACUGGGGCUUUUCCUGGUGGGGAAGGUUAGUGGUGGGGAUGAACGGGGGUUUUAGGACAGACAAAGCUGCCUCUGCUUACCAUGCCCUUUAAAAUGGCUUUUGUCCCAGUUUAUAGACCUUGGGUCCUCUGAGCUGCCCACCUCUUCCCGCUUUUGGGCAGCCCUGGCAGACUGAGAUGGAGCGCUUAUUCUGUGGUUUGUUUUACCCUGUUUCGCUGUCAACAAUCACUUUGCUCAUGAUUCCAUGAGAGGGCAGUAGGAUGGCAAGAAUGCCUCUCUCUCUCUCUCUCUCUUUCUCUCUCUCUCUCUCUCUCUCUCUCUCUGUGUCUCCUUCCCCCUCCUCUCCUGCCUUCAACUUAAACCCAUUUCUAGUCUAUUACAGAAUCAAAAAGUGUCUGUUCCUGGAACAGACACUGAGAAUGGAUGGGAGUGCAAGAGGGGAGGCUGAAGGGAAUCUCCAAGAACAAGCCAGCCAGAGGAGAAGAAGGACACUUCUCUGGAUUCCGAUGCUGCCAGCCCCCCUACUCCUGGCAAGCUCUUCGGCCGAGGUGCAGAUAGCAGCCUGAGCAGUGCUGAUGACCAAGGGCAACAGGGAAGAGGGGCAAGUUGGCUCCCAGAAAAAGAAAAGAAUGAGAAGAAUGAUCCCGGGAUGUCCAGGAGUGUGGCGGACCCCGGGGGCGACCCCGCGGGCGAUCAGCCUGCCAAAGCCAAUAAAAAAGAGGCACCAGAGGACCCGGUGGAUGCAAGAGAGGAGGGUUCCCUGCAGGAAGAGGCAGCAAAGGAGCCAAAGAAGGAGGCUUCCGUCCCGAAAGAGAGCAGAUCAGAGGCGAGCGAAGAGUCAGAGAUCAGUGAACACAUGAAGGAACUACAGCCCUCAGACUCCACUGCUUCUGACCCCAAGUCCUUUCUUGGCCUGGACUUCGGUUUCCACAGCCGGAACUCGGAGCACCUGCUGGAUGUGGACAUGCUCUCCCCUGUCCUGGAUGGAGCCCGCUGGGAGGCCCAGAGGUUGGGGAGAGAAGACAAGGAUGCCAGCCAGUCCAGCCAAGAUGAGCUGCAGAGCAAGAAGUCCAGAGGCUCGGAGAGGUUAUCUCCUCCUCUUCUGCAUGGGGAGCGGCUCCAGAGUCCCCUUCACAGCCAGGCCACGGAUGAAGGGCCCCCGCAGCCCCUGGAGGAGCAGCUGGAACAGAAGGGGGCAGAGGAGCCUGGGGAGGGCUCUGCAGGCAGCCCCACGCCCCCUGGUUCCCUGCAGAGAGAGAAGAGGGCAUGCCACGCCGGGUGGGGCCACGUGGGGAAGGACCAGAGUUGGCCAGGAGGCCGAAGAGGCGAGAAGGAAGAGCAUAACCCAGAGCCUUCACUGGGGUUCUCGUGGGAAGCAAUGGGCGAGACAGGGCGAUCUACAGAGCCUGCGGCUCCCCCAGAGCAGCUCUCAGAGGCUGCACUGAAGGCCUCGGAAGAGGCGGUGGCCCAAGGACUCGAGCAAGAGCAGAGGGGGCUCCUGGAGUCCAAGCGAGAGAAGAUGCUGCGGCUGCAGGAGAAGCUGUGGCAGGAGGAGGAGGCGGCGGAGACCCUGCAGCUUCACCGGCAGAAAGAGAAGGCGCUCAGUUCCCUGACGGAGCAGCUGCAGAGAGCCACCGAGGAAGAGGAGAGCCUGGUGAGAGAGCAGGAAGGCCAGAGGCUGUCCCGGCUCUGCGCCCAGGUGCAGUGCAGCGUGGAAGCGGAUGAGGACCAAAUCAGGGCCGAGCACGAGGCUUCCCUGCAGAGGCUGCGAGAAGAGCUGGAGUCUCUACAGAAGGCUGAGAGGGCCAGCUUGGAAGAGAGAAACAGGCAGAUGCUGGAGCGUCUCAGGGAAGACAUGGAGGCUUCGGAGAAGAGAGAGCAGGCCGCCCUGAACACAGAGAAGGAGAAGGCCUUGCAGCAGCUGAGGGAGCAGCUGGAAGGGGAGAGGAAAGACGCGGUGGCAGCGCUGGAGAGGGAGCACAGGGAGGAGCUGGAGUGGCUGUCUUCCUCGCUGGAGGCCAAGCACAGGGAGGUGGUCUCCAGCCUCCAGAAGAAGAUGGAGGAAGCUCAUCAGAAAGAGGAGGCCCAGCUGCAGGAGAGUCUUGGGCGGGCGGAGCAGAGAGCUCAUCAGAAAGUUUAUCACGUUCUCGAGUACGAGCAAGAGCUCAGUGGCCUCCUGAGAGAGAAGCGCCAGGAGGUGGAGAAGGAACACGAGAGGAAGAUGGACAAGAUGAAGGAGGAGCACCAGCAAGUGGUGGCUGAGGCCAGGGAGCAGUAUGAAGCCGAGGAGAGGAAGCAGCGGGCCGAACUCCUGGGGCACCUGACGGGAGAGCUGGAGCGGCUGCGCAGGGCCCACGAGCGGGAGUUGGAGACAGUGAGGCAGGAGCAGGACCGGCAGCUCGAGGACCUGCGGCGGCGGCCCCGGGAGCAGGAAAGGAAACUCCAAGAUUUAGAGGUGGAGCUUGAAACCAGAACCAAGGAUGUCAAGGCCAGAUUGGCUCAGCUGGAUGUCCAGGAGGAGGCCGCCCGGAAGGAGAAGCAGCAGCUCCUCGAUGCGCAGAGGCAGUUUGCGUUGGAGCGCGAGGAAGCCGCAGCCACCCGUCAGCACCUGGAGGAGGCAAAGAAGGAGCACAGCCACCUGCUGGAGUCAAACCGGCAGCUCCGAAGAAUCCUCGAGGAGCUUCAGGCCCGCAAGUUGGAGCUGGAGUCCCAGGUGGAUUUGCUGCAGGCCCAGAGUCAGAGGCUGCAGAAGCAUGUCAGUGACCUGGAGGCCAAAGCUCAGAGGAAGCAGGACUUGCUGAAAGAGCUGGCGGUGGAAGAGAGUGAUGCUUCCUCACGUUUUGAGCCUGAUCUCCACAUUGAGGACCUGAGGAAAUCCCUUGGGACGAACCAGACUAAAGAGGUAUCCUUUUCCCUCUCCCAGAGCAAGGAGGAGACCGACUUGUCCUUGGACAGCGCCCGGCACUACCUCUCUGCCGAGGGGGUAGCUCUCCGCAGCGCCAAGGAGUUCCUGGUCCGGCAGACGCGCUCCAUGCGGAGGCGGCAGACAGCUCUGAAGGCUGCCCAGCAGCACUGGCGCCACGAGCUGGCCAGCGCUCAGGAGGCGGCCAAGGACCCGCCAGGCACCAAGGCCCUGGAGGACAUGUGCAAGGACCUGGAGGAGGAGACCAGGCACCUGGAUGAGAUGAAGUCAGCCAUGCGGAAAGGCCACGACCUGCUGAAGAAGAAGGAGGAGAAGCUGCAUCAGCUGGAGUCUUCUCUCUGGGACGAGGCUUCAGAUGAAGACACUCUGAGAAGACCCCCCACCAAGAAGGUGGUGACCUUUGACCUCAGCGACCUGGAAGACGGGAGCAGUGACAGUUCCGAAUCCUGCCCCCUGCCUCACAUCGGCCCGACCCCGAGUCCCACUUUCCCCAACAAGAUCCACUACCUGAGCAGCUCCCUGCAGCGGAUCAGCGGCCAGCUCAACGGUGUCCUCAGCGUGCUGGGCAGCCUUAACACCCAGCCUCCGCCGCUUUUCACCUCCACGCCCUCACAGCUCCCCACCCAGGCCUCCAGGAGCACCCCCGCUCCCUCCUACCCCUCCCUGGUCCGGGUCUCAGCCUCAUCCCCGGCUCCACCCACAUCCACCCAGUGGGCCUGGGACCCAGAGCUGGGCCCCCGGCUCUCCUCCUCCGUGGCUCAGACUGUGGACGACUUCCUGGUGGAGAAGUGGCGCAAGUAUUUUCCAACUGGCAUCCCGUUCCUCAGCAGUGGCCCUGCCCCCCUGGAAAACAGGCUGGGGUAUGUGUCUGCCAGUGAGCAGCUCCGCCUCCUGCAGCGUCCCCCCUCCCAAGUCCCCGAGGCGGGCAGCACCAACUUCCAGGACAUGAUCGAGGCUCACCGCAAGUGGCUGGAACAUUACAAGAAUGACCCCAAGUCACAUCUCUUCUCUUCGGUGCCCAAGCCAACGGCUGGUUCCGGCCUCCUGCAGCUGGGCCUGGAUGAGAACAACAGACUGAAGGUGUAUCGCUACUGAGGCCCUGAGCCGGCAGGCAGCCUGGCCUUUCCUGCGUCCAGACCAAGUGUCCGAGUUGCUGCCUGCACUUCACUCCCUCUGAUGAUAAAGCGUUCUGCCGUCCCCUCUU